AUGGCGGCGGUGACGGUGUGGGAGCCGCAGGCCGGGUCAGGCCCCGCCGGGCCACACCGGGAAUGGACGGCGGAGCCCGUCAGCACUGGCACCACCAUCAUGGCCGUGGAGUUCGAUGGAGGCGUCGUCAUAGGGGCCGACUCCCGAACCACCACCGGGUCCUACAUAGCCAACCGGGUGACAGACAAGCUGACCCCCGUCCAUGACCGAAUCUUCUGCUGCCGCUCGGGCUCGGCAGCUGACACACAGGCGGUGGCCGAUGCCGUGGCCUAUCAGCUGGCCUUCCACAGUGUGGAGCUGGAGGAGCCGCCGCGGGUGCGCACGGCCGCCCGCCUCUUCCAGCAGAGCUGCUACCGGUACCGUGAGGAGCUCAGCGCCGGCAUCAUUGUCGCUGGCUGGGACCCGCGGCGGGGGGGACAGGUGUAUGUGGUGCCAAUGGGAGGACUCCUCCUGCGCCAGCCCUUCGCUGUGGGGGGCUCAGGCAGCUCCUACAUCUAUGGAUACCUGGACGCCACGUUCCAGCCUGGGAUGAGCCGCUCCCAGUGCCAGGAAUUCGUUCCCCCAGCACUGGCCCUGGCGAUGGUGCGGGAUGGCUCCAGCGGGGGGGUCAUCAGGCUGGCAGCCAUCACUGAAGAGGGGGUGGAACGGACGGUCCUGGCUGGCUCUGACCUGCCCUGGGGUGAUGGUGGCCCCCCUGUCUAGAGGGAGAGCUCCCCCCAGGACCCCCAAAUUUGGUGGGGGAGACAAUAAACAGCUGCGUUCCCUCUGC
Molecule: messenger RNA, 769 nt
Organism: Sturnus vulgaris (Common starling)
Lineage: Eukaryota; Metazoa; Chordata; Aves; Passeriformes; Sturnidae
Source: RefSeq, a predicted model, not a curated record